AUGGAAAUCAUACGUUUCAAGAACAAAAAAUCCAGACAAAAACAACUGCUUUUUCUUACCAUUGUAUCAAUAUUAAUAUUUAUUUUCUUGUGCUCUUACUUAUUUAAAAUACCUUCAAUCGCAUUCAUAGCACUCCAUAUACGUCAACAUUAUCGUACUUCAGCAGAGUUCGUAACGACCACUUCUGACGACAAACACCUGAUCAUAUUCUCUAAAUUUGACUCCUCCGAUCAAAUCUCAAAUCAUUCACUCGAUGUUAUUCUUUUUCUUGUCGCAAGCUACUCCGGCGAUGUUCGCACUGCUUUCAAUCCCUAUCCAAGGUUACACAAGAGAAUUGCUCAACUCAGCCAACGUCUCAACGACAGCAACGUCACCGACAUCAUCAUCUUUCACACCGGCUAUCCAUUUCGAUCGGACUAUGUUCCGAUUUUCGAUGUCACUCCUCGUCACGUCGAGUUCGUGAAUAUCGAUCAUUUGUUCAACAAGUUUCCACGAGGAUUCGAACCUCAUCGUCGCGAACCGACAUGGUCGCAGCGAGGUAAGUGGAACUAUCAUCACAUGUGUUACUUUUGGUUCAAACAAGUAUUCGAACUGAAGAUCGUCCAUCGAUAUCGAUACAUGAUGCGACUCGACGAUGAUUCUCAGCUACUAGAACCGUGGCCAAAUGUGUUUGAGAUAAUGGCUAAAGAACGAGCGAUAUACAUGGCAAAUCAGAAGGAGACAGACUUCGAGAUGACUCUGCGCGGUACAACACUUAUACGCGAAUUGCUCACAAUUUAUGUAAAUAAUAGUGGAAUAGCACCUCAAAAUCCUACGAUGUUCGGUGAUAUCUACAAGCGUCGAUGGGAAGUACCAGUUUUUUGGAAUAACUUCGAAAUAGUCGAAACUUCGUUCAUGCGACGAAAAGAAGUUAUCGAUUUUAUUCGUACUGUUGACGAAUCUCAAGGAAUAUUUCUUUAUCGGUGGGGUGAUGCGCUUCUUCGUUUUGUUACCUUAGCACUUUUCACUAAUGAAAGUCAAAUAUUGCAUCGAGUUCGGCUGAACCUCUCAUAUUGCCACCCCUGUUGA
Messenger RNA from Adineta ricciae, 1068 nucleotides. The record is from the annotation of a GenBank genome assembly. NCBI's taxonomy places the organism in Eukaryota, Metazoa, Rotifera, Eurotatoria, Adinetida, Adinetidae.